AUGAUGAUGAUGCUGCUGCUGCAGUUGACGAUUGAAAGACAAGAUGGUGUUCAAUUCAUUUAUCGAUCUUUCACCAUGGCUUCAGUCCGUUCGAUUAACUCAGCUAAGCCAACUGAACGUUUAUUAACUACGCGAACAUUAUCUUCUGUUGCACCUCUGUCCCCGAAAAAGCUAAGUCUAACGAAAACAACUCCUAUUGCUGUUGCAACAGUAAAACGAAGAAAAUCUUCUCGAAUGUCGACGAAAAAAAGUCUACACACAUCGAAAACAUCACCCGCCCGACUCGGCGUGUUAUUACAUCCCUCGACGAGUAUUCCUGAUUCAAACGAAUUAGUCGGUCAAAUGGCAUCAGCGACACUGAAUGAAAUUCCUAGUCCCACAUUCUCCGAAUUGUACAAUACGACUUCAACAGCAUCAAAUAUCUUCGAAUCAGAUACUUACCUAAAUGAAACUGUCACAUCAACAUCAUCUUCAAGAAAGUCUUCCACACAGGAUAUUCAAUUUGCAAUUGAUUCUUUCGAGACGAUUCGAACAGUUGGCACUGGAACAUUCGGUCGAGUGCAACUUGUUUGUCAUCGAGCCACACAUACAUUCUAUGCACUUAAAAUAAUGUGUAUCAAACAAGUUGUCGAAUCGAAACAAGUCGAACAUGUUCGUAAUGAGAAAAAAAUUCUCUCAAUGACUGAACAUCCGUUUCUUGUACGUUUACUAUGGACAACACACACAAAUAGUCUCCUUUACCUGCUGUUCGAAUAUUUACCAGGCGGUGAACUCUUUCAAAUGAUGAGAAAACGUGAAAAGUUCGAUCCACAAACAGCGAUUUUCUAUGCAAGUGAAGUUCUACUUGCACUUGAUUACCUACAUCAUUUAGAUAUACUCUAUCGUGACUUAAAACCAGAAAAUAUUCUACUGGAUAGUGAAGGUCAUAUUCGUCUAGUCGAUUUUGGCUUUGCCAAAGAAACCAAAGAACGAACAUUCACUCUAUGUGGCACAGUGGACUAUCUUGCUCCAGAAGUCAUUCAAAACCGUGGCCAUCAUAAAGCAUCCGAUUGGUGGGCAUUCGGUAUAUUAAUAUUUGAGAUGCUUGCUGGAUACCCACCCUUCUACGACAACGAUCAAUUUGUAACAUAUCAAAAGAUUCUUUCCGGAAAAAUAACAUUUCCGCGUCAUUUUGAUCACGCUGCUAAACAACUUCUUCGAUACCCACCCUUCUACGACAACGAUCAAUUUGUAACAUAUCAAAAGAUUCUUUCCGGAAAAAUAACAUUUCCGCGUCAUUUUGAUCACGCUGCUAAACAACUUCUUCGUAAAUUAUUAAAUAUAGAUCAAGCCCAACGAAUCGGUUCGGCGAAAAAUGGUGGUGAUGAAAUAAAACGCGAACAAUGGUUUGUUGUCAUCUCAUGGACCGAUGUAAUUCAACGAAAAGUGGAACCACCAAUCAAGCCCAUCAUUACAUCACCAGGUGAUGCAACAAACUUCGAUUCAUAUGAUGAAUGUGACAUGAAACAAAUGCCACAAGCAGCAAGAUAUGAAGUGCAACUAUUCAAAGAUUUUUGA
Messenger RNA from Adineta ricciae, 1557 nucleotides. The record is from the annotation of a GenBank genome assembly. NCBI's taxonomy places the organism in Eukaryota, Metazoa, Rotifera, Eurotatoria, Adinetida, Adinetidae.